Metarhizium brunneum ARSEF 3297 is the source of this 1185-nucleotide messenger RNA. Its product is annotated as Alkaline protease 1. NCBI's taxonomy places the organism in Eukaryota, Fungi, Ascomycota, Sordariomycetes, Hypocreales, Clavicipitaceae. Gene Ontology annotation, molecular function: serine-type endopeptidase activity. The record is from RefSeq and is a predicted model, not a curated record. Gene Ontology annotation, biological process: proteolysis.
AUGCACAUCUCAAUCACUCUCGCUUUAUUCUUUGGGCUGACUUCAGCUCGAGUGGCUCAUGCACCUGUUGUCGAGUCGCAGAUCGACCAACCUGAAUCUGUCAUCAAUGACAAUACCCUCGCGCCUCUUGAACUAGCUUUAGGACUGAAAAACCAUGUAAAGCUAGCAAAGAGAUCUCUACAAACGCAGACCAGUGCCCCAUGGGGUCUAAGAGCUAUAUCUCACCGAAGUCCGGGAGACUUUUAUGAAGGAUUUCCGCCUCCUGAAAGCUCCAAGUACUACUACGAUGAUAAGGCCGGCGCCGGUACGUUCGCGUAUAUUCUUGAUAGUGGUAUUCGUACCACCCAUGAAGAGUUCGAGGGCCGCGCAAAGGCUGCUCAUAGUAUCUAUCCUGCUGAUCAAACUAUCCACGGGGAUCAUGGUACUGGAGUUGCUGGAAUUAUUAGUAGCAAGACCUACGGCGUUGCAAAAAAGGCGACUCUUAUAUCUAUACAUUUACUAGGACCAGAUGGUUGCACAGGCAGUGAAGCAAUCAACGCACUCCUCUGGGCUGCAGAGGAUAUACUCAAGAAUUCCCGCAAGGAUUCGUCAGUUAUUAAUUUAUCCUUUGGGAUCCCAAAAUUACAGGCACUAAAUACUUUUGUGGAAAGACUUAUUAUCGAGACCGAUGUUCCGAUAGUUGUUGCCGCCGGAAAUGAGGCCGACGAUGCUAGUAACCACUCUCCAGGAUCUGCUGAUGGAGUAAUUAGCGUUGGCCACAUUAACCAACAAUGGGCUAUUUCUGAGACAUCAAAUUUUGGAUCAGCAGUGAGUAUUCUAGCUCCUGGCGUUGGAGUGGAAACUACUGGUGCAGGGAGCGAUACCAAUAUUAUACGGGAAACUGGUUCCUCUUUUGCUACGCCUUAUAUCUCAGGUCUUAUCUUGAAUGCGAUAUCUAUUCAUGGUAUCAAGGGUGCCGCUAAUUUAAAGAAACAUAUUCUGGAGACGGCUAUAAAAGACAAAGCUUGUAUUCCUCCUGAAAAGGAGGACAAGAACAACAGGACGCCAAACUUGGUAGGGAACAACAACAACGCUGAGCAAGACAAAGAAAAACAGGAGGAUGAACCCUCGUCUUCUAGGAUGUUUUGCUGUAACGGGCUGCUGUCAAAGCUGGCUUGUGGUAGAAACAGGCCUAUGAAUGUGUAA